Molecule: messenger RNA, 946 nt
Organism: Triticum dicoccoides
Lineage: Eukaryota; Viridiplantae; Streptophyta; Magnoliopsida; Poales; Poaceae
Exons: 3
Coding region: 1-681 (226 amino acids)
Source: RefSeq, a predicted model, not a curated record
AUGUCGGAGAGGAGAUGCGGGGCGGCGAGGCACCGGAGUAGGGCGGCGUGCGGCGGAGUUGCGGGCGCCGGCCGAAGCGGUGAACGGUGGCGGGCGUCGUCGGCGGAGGCGGCGGCGCCGGACGGCGGCUGUGGUCGGCGAAGGCAAAGUGCGGCGAGGGCGGGCGGCGGCGCGCUGGGCCGCGAGGGCCGGCUCCAGGCUCCUCGGCAGCAGCAGCCAUCGGAGGUCCCAGCGCCGUGCUCCUCCCUCGCCGCAGCAGCAGCGCGGCCCCGAGCAGCCUUUGCUUCGAGCUCGCGCGCCCGGUCGCAAGUUGCUGCCCGAGCUCCUCCUUCUUCGAAGCUUCCCCUCAUCUGCCCCGUCCUCGACCCUGCUGCUGGACUCGGACCCAGAUGCCCCUGCGACCAAGUUCACCGGGAGACCACCACGUUGCUGCUCUCCUUCCUCGUUAGCCUCCCGCGCCGGAGACCUCUGCUUUCGCGUCGCUGCCGUGAAGCUCUGUCGGACUGGAGCAGCACUAGACCAGUAAUAGUAGUUGCCACUUCCCUCAUGGAGCUCCCAUGCAGGUCCUCGCCGUUGUUCCGCGCCAGAUCCGGCCGAGGACCACUUGAUCUCGCCGCCUCCGCCAUGAACCCGUCCUUCCCUGACCUCAUGUGCGCGCCGCCGCUUCCCUGCAUCGCCUGAAGCCGCCAGCGUCUUGCCUCCUCUGUGUGUUUUCCUCUACAUCGAGCAGAAGCUCGGGAACGAGCACCUCGCCGCACGUUGACCGUCCAUCCGCACCUCCAGCCCAGCGCCAAGGCCUGCCAGCGCUCCAAGCCCAGCUUGCCCCUUCGCGGCCUACCUCCUCCUCCACUGAACCGGGCCGAGGCCCAUGGUGAGGCCACCACCAGCGCCUCCUUUUUUUCUUGUUCUGUUGGACCUUUGCUCAGUUUCGGCCCAUGUAGUGUUU